AUGGAGAGUCAAGACCCAUUUCCCGAGGAGGUCGCGCGGCGCGCGCCGCCGCUGAUGUGGGCCAUCGCGACUGCGCUGGGGAAGGCGACGUCGCUGCACCCCUCCUGCGUGUACGUCCACAUCCUGCUCCUCAUUGCGACGACGUUGGGCGCUGUCCAGCUCAAGUACGGCGGGAUCCUCGCGCGCCACUGCAACCUGCUCAUGCUGCAGCACGGCGAGCCGGGAGAUGGCAAGUCCAUUGCCUUGUGGCUCGACGUUCAGAUCCUGUCCUACUACGACCAGGUGAGAGAGGCCCGCGCCAAGCGGAGGUACGAUGCCGCUCUCGAGAGGCAUGAGCGAGACCUGGUGACCGAACCCAAACCAGAAAAGAAGCCAGAGAAGGAUUCCAUUUUCAACAAGGGCACCUUCAUUGGCCUUGGAGGGUUCACGCAGGCGCAAGAGGAUACCGCGUUCCUGGCGCUGCACGAGGGGAAGACGUGGCUGCCCCAGACGUUCGACAGUGGGCCUGGCGGCGGCAUUGAUGACCUCAACCAGAUCCACGACCACGACCUCUACAAUAAUCACCCCGGUAACAGCCAAAAUAGGUUCCGCGUCAGGAGCCCGCACUUGUGCGGGGCAGUCAUGAUGCACGUCGAAGAGGUUUAUGACCAGGCGCAUAAACCAGACUCAACAGCGGGCAUGAUGCGCUUCCUCGUGGGCCACUUCAUCGCGGUGGUCAACAAGAUCUUGCCCGACUUGCCCCCGCCGCAGCUUGCCCGGAUUCUGGAUAGCGACCCGAAUUACUUCAACGAUCUGACCUACGACGACGUCGUGGAAGCGCUGGGGGGGGGGGUCACGCUGGUCUCGUCUCUCCUGUUCCCGAAGGGCAAGGAGCGCCGUGACGAGAGGGGCUCGAGCGACCGCUUCUCCAGAGCUCGCGGGACGCACUUCCUGCCCUGGGCCCCAGAAUUCAACAAGUCUGCCGAUUUCGUCCGCGGCGAGGCCCGGGCGUCCAAGGGGGAUAACGAGGACAGCGGAUAUUCCGCCGUCCAGAAGGACAUGACGCGGACGCCCCAGUUCAUCCCGCCGAUCGACGUGGGGGAGAAAGUGGUGGGAUUCCUCCUGGGGAAGGCUGGCAAGAGUGAUAGCCAGGUACAGGAGAUGACUGGGGAGGUGAUUGUGGAAUGUUUGGGGAAGCGUGCCCACGCGAACAUCGAUGCCCUAUUGGACGACUUGGGCCCGUCCCACAUUCCCCCCGAGGUGACGCGGCCAUCAGUUGACGCCGCCGUGGCGUUGGGGGACUGGUUUGCUAAGAACUUCCAGAUGACGGUGCGCGCCAAGGAGGUAACCGAAGACUUCAUGGAGGCCUGCGCGCUUCGCAUCCAUGCCGCCCCCCACCCUCGCGUGAACCCCAUGCUGACCUUGCAGCGCAUCGACAACAAUUGGAACGUCACAGCUUUCGCGCAGAACCCCUUCACCACCGACGCCGGCAUCAGGGCUUUGCAGCUGGAUUACGUCAUUCUGACGCACAUGGGCUUCCUCUUCGUAGAAGACGGUCGCGUCGCUGCGGCUGCGUACGCGGCCGACAGCGAGAGCUUCGUGAGAGCCGCCAACCGCAUGAUGAAGUGGGACCCCAGCGUCGUCCUCCGCGACCUGCGCGAGUUGGCGCCCGAGGGCGCUGCGGGCGCGCGCGAGGAGGGGGACCAGGGCGUGGCCGAUCAGAUCUGCCAAGGCUUGAAGGACAUGCUCGACGGCAAGCCGGUGGAUCUUGACCCGCUCCGCGCUCUGGAGGCCCCUCUCGUCGCCGAGGUGCGCGGCCAGAGCGUGCCAGCGUCGCAGGUGGGCGCCCCUCCGCCCGUGGGCCCGCCGAGCCAGCUCGGCGCUUCGGCCGCGACAGCGUCGGGGCUCAGGCUCGCGCAAGCCGCGCCCCCGGCCGCAGACGAGGCAGGAACUGGAGGCUCUCGCAAAAGGAUGCGCACUGAGGCCCCGCUGGCGGAGGACAGUUUCGAGGAGGAGCCUGGGCUCAAGAAGAGGAUCCUGGUGUCUAUCCUGAGCAGCGCUCAGAACCCGUACGCGGCUGCCAAGAACAAGUCCUCGUUCACUGGGGCCACCCCAGAGGUCAUCGAGAGUUCCAUGCGCCUGAUGAUUCGGUUCGCCGGCGCCGCUGGCUUCGGCACGCUCCAACACGGAGGGUCCGCGGUGCAAAUGCACCAGGUGCCUGCCGAACACAAAGACGCUGUUUACCAGGAGCUCCAAUCACGCUUGGGCCUCACGCCAAAAGGCACAAAGAAGAUGAAUGAUGCAAAUGAUGCUCGGGUGCCGUCGUCGGACUUCGACUUCGCAAACUUCAUGAGCAAGUCUUCAUCCUCCCACCUCGGUUCUACGGACACGGUCCGCGCUGUCAUCACAUUGGGCAUCGGCCUCAAGUACCUCGACACGUUCAUUGAGCAGUUGGUUAAAACCUUGAGCCCUGACGCCAAGGGCUGGAUUGUGGACCUCUCCCCUGAUACUGCCGUCACUGGCACACUGCUGGCAUCCUUUCCGUCGGACCUAUCCACCUUCAACAAGUCGCUGAUUCUGGCGACGGAGGCGUCGAAGGCUGGGAGCCGCGGCGACUACUUGGAGACCAUCUCCAAGAAAGUCAGAGACGAUCACGCUGGAGAUUGGCUCACGCUCCCAAGCGUGGUCAAGUUCGACUAUGAGCAGGACCUCGUCCAGGCCCAUCGCAUCUCCGACGGCUCUGGCCUGGAGUGGCUGUUCGUCCUCAGCGUGCCCCGCGAGGUCUUCUGGGGCAAUUUGACGCUGGCCCGCAACUUUACGAUCAUCGGGGUGUGUUGCCUCACAGCUGGCAUGUGCCUGGUCCUGUUCAUCCUGUCUUGCAUCGUCAGCAAGCACCUGAUGUCGCUCGGGAAGAAGAUGGCACUGGUCGCAGAAAUGAAGGUCGACUCGUGCAGCUCGGAAGGGCUGUCCAUGUAUAAGGAGGUCUCGGGGGUCAGCGAGAUGGAGGUCAGCUUCAAGACGAUGAAGCAGAAGCUGCGGGAGUUCUGGACCGACGAGCAGGCCCGCCACCAGAAGCGCGAGGAGUCGCACCGGCGGCGGCUGCGCACACGGGUUCUCUCGGCCAUAGCAGACGCGGACAGCCUGCGGCACCCGAUGGUGCUCUGCAAGGCCAGCUGCUUCGUGGAGAUGGGCGGGCUUCGGUCCUACGAGAGCCUGCGCGACGCAGGCAAGCUGGUCGUCCUUGACACGAUGGAGAAGGUCGCCAACUUCGAGAGCGUGCACGCCAUUAUCUUCUUCUCCCACCAGUGGCUCGGCUGGGGCCAGCCUGAUCCGGACAACGUGCACCACCAGACCAUGGUCAACGCGAUCAGGCAGCUUAAGUCGGGCACGUCCCUCUGCAGGGGGAAUGUUCAAACAUUUUUUAACAUUAGAAGAAUCCGCCGGCCUUGCGGGGCCAUCAGGCUGCGAAGAUUAGGCUUGCAGCCCUGUGCCAGAUGCAGUUUGCAUUUUCCACUUUUGCAAUCCUGCUUUCUGCUUCCUUACUGUUAAUUGUUGCUGAACGCGCGAGGGGGGGAGCCGAAAAGCGUCC
This is a messenger RNA of Prorocentrum cordatum, 3568 nucleotides long. Lineage: Eukaryota; Dinophyceae; Prorocentrales; Prorocentraceae. The record is from the annotation of a GenBank genome assembly.